CGCGCCCCGCGCCCGGCCGCGGAGGAAGGCGAGCGCCGCUGGAGCCGGGGGCCGCCGAAGAUGGGGAACACUACCUCGUGCUGCGUGUCGUCCAGCCCCAAGCUCCGCAGGAAUGCCCACUCCCGGCUGGAGUCCUACCGGGCCGACACGGACCUGAGCCGCGAGGACACGGGCUGCAACCUGCAGCACAUCAGCGACCGGGAGAACAUCGACGAUUUGAACAUGGAAUUCAAUCCUUCAGACCAUCCUCGGGCCAGCACAAUAUUCCUCAGUAAAUCUCAGACAGACGUGAGAGAAAAACGCAAGAGUCUCUUCAUUAACCAUCAUCCUCCAGGACAAAUAGCAAGGAAAUACAGCUCCUGCUCCACUAUUUUCCUAGAUGAUAGCACAGUCAGUCAACCAAACCUCAAGUAUACAAUUAAAUGUGUAGCUCUCGCCAUAUAUUACCACAUUAAAAACAGGGACCCAGAUGGAAGGAUGCUCUUAGAUAUUUUUGAUGAAAACCUUCACCCUCUUUCGAAAUCCGAAGUGCCGCCAGAUUACGACAAACAUACCCCCGAGCAGAAGCAGAUUUACCGGUUUGUUCGGACGCUGUUCAGUGCUGCUCAGCUGACGGCUGAAUGUGCCAUUGUCACCCUGGUAUACCUUGAAAGACUUUUAACCUAUGCAGAGAUAGACAUCUGUCCAGCCAACUGGAAGCGAAUCGUUCUGGGGGCGAUCCUGCUGGCCUCCAAGGUGUGGGACGACCAGGCUGUGUGGAAUGUGGAUUACUGCCAGAUCCUGAAGGACAUCACGGUGGAGGACAUGAACGAGCUAGAGCGACAGUUUCUUGAAUUGCUCCAGUUCAACAUCAACGUUCCUUCCAGUGUUUAUGCCAAGUAUUAUUUUGAUCUUCGUUCUCUGGCAGAAGCAAACAACCUGAGCUUUCCCUUGGAGCCCCUGAGCAGGGAGAGGGCUCACAAGCUUGAGGCCAUCUCUCGCCUCUGCGAGGACAAGUACAAGGACCUGAGAAGACCCGCGAGGAAGCGGUCAGCAAGUGCUGACAAUCUGACUCUGCCGAGGUGGUCACCGGCCAUCAUCUCCUAACCGGCGUCCCCACAGGAGGCCGUACCAUCCCCCAGUUUCUCCUUCAGUUUGAGAAAAGACAGACUUGGGGUGGUUUUGUUUUUGUUUUUCCUUUCCUUUCCUUUUUAAAUGCAUAGCUCCGCCAGGCUGCCUGGGUGACCGCCUCUUGAGUGGCCCACACACAGCAAGGCUGCGGGGAAGAGAAUCGGUAUUCUGGAAGUCCUCGCCCACCUUCCCCACGUCGUGAACAGCACGUCUUCCUGGAGGAAGAAGACUCUCCUCCCGGAGGAGUAAACGAGGGGCGGGGGAGUCGUGUGGAGGUGGGGAAGGUGGCGACGCGGCCUGGCCAUUUCCUGGGUGCCUCGCCAUUGGCAGAGGGUACGCCGGAGACACAGCCGGGCUAACAGUGGGAUGUGCGUUAGAGACAAGCGCCACGUUUGUCCCUCCACUGGGAUCAGUGUGUAAGACUUCUUGCAUUCCUUCUUGCUGCUUUUUUGGGAUUUGGGGGAUUUUUGUUUUUAUUCUGUUUUGGUUUUGGUCCCACAGAGCAGAGAAUAUAGUUUGUACCCACCAUGGCGCAGACAUCCAAAUAAAUAGUGCUGGUUGUUCUCUCCGCACUCCUCCUGCGAGCUGUCUUCUGAGCUUUCUUCCUCACAGUGGGAUGCGCUUCCUACGUUUCUCUACACCCUUAUUUUAUACGGUUUUUCUUCAACAAUGGCAAAAUUAACUUGACUGUAGUGCUGAACCAAAAGUGUCCAUUUCCCUCCUAUUCCUCACCCCAAGAAAAUUCUAGAUCACAUGGGUGCUUGUGCCUUCCGAUCUUCUUGCAGUUGUUGUUUUUGCUCUGACCGGAAGUCGUAGUUACAAGUCAGUCAGACUUGGUGGCUGAAGGAACAGUGUGCGGCGAAGGGCGGCCUGCAGCCGGGCUCUCCAGACUGCUGGUGUCUGCCCGCGGACGUUGAUGAGGAGCCGUGUCUUUGUGCUCCCUGCCCCACUCACUGCUCCAGUUCCGCAUCCAUUGUUGCAAGCAAUAUUCUUCUCAAUUUUAUAUGUUUACUUUAAAUCAAAGUUGGUCUAUUUGUAUAAAAUUUUUUAAAAAUCUAAAAUAAAAAAAAACAAGGGGGGAGAUUCCAGUGGGAAGAUCAUGGAAGGGCAAAAUGUUACCAUUUACUGAGUUCACAGAAUGAUUGAAUAAAAAACUCAGCUUGCAUUUU
Messenger RNA from Ceratotherium simum simum (southern white rhinoceros), 2279 nucleotides. It is a transcript of the gene CCNY, whose product is annotated as cyclin Y. NCBI's taxonomy places the organism in Eukaryota, Metazoa, Chordata, Mammalia, Perissodactyla, Rhinocerotidae. Gene Ontology annotation, biological process: regulation of cyclin-dependent protein serine/threonine kinase activity. The record is from RefSeq and is a predicted model, not a curated record. Gene Ontology annotation, molecular function: protein kinase binding.